GAGAUAGGCGUCGACGCGUAUUGGUCCCUAUAACACAGGGUAUCCGGGUUCGGUUUGUGAGUAUCGUUUGUGCCAGAGUAAAAUAAAGAAACAAAAAGAGUGAAUGAAAAUUAGUGGACUGUGUGUGGAUAGGUCCCAAAGUGAAUUUAAUGCAUUGUAACAACUAUAACCGAUCCGCCCGCUAGCUUCACACUAGCACACGAGUUCUGUUAUGUUUAAAGUGCAGCAGGUGAAAUCAUCGGAAAGAUAAGGCUCACUAUAGUGUCGAUGUAAAAUGUAAAUGGAGCAUUACUGUAUAAGUUAAUCUGUCCUGGCUAACAUUAAUUAGAACCAAUGUUCUACGGAAGCCGCUCAUCAUAGCAGCAAAAAUCUACUAGAGUGAUAUCCCUUAUCAAUUGAGCGAAUCGUCCACAAGUGAGAUAAAUACCGAAUAGUGAUAGCUGUGCGGCACAUAAAAUAACAGCACUGGAUGUGUGUUAAAAUAUCUAGAAAAAAGCCAGUUGCAGUCGAAGAUGAAAAAGCGUCGAAAAAAGGCAUCCAGCAAAUGUGAGCUUGAGCGCUGGCUGAACAACGGCUAAACGGAAUGUUGGUUUGGGUUUAGUUCAAAAUUAUCAGUGCUGUGGUGAAAGAAGCGUCUCGAGUUUCUGUGCCUUUAUCAUCCAAGUGUUACUUAUUAUUCGAUGGCGCUAUGAUGAUAUGAGCAAGUGAAUCAAAAGUGGUACAUCGCAAAUUGUAUGUGAAUAGAAUGCAUUUAGCAAGUAUGGGUUCGAGAAAGUUUCAAAUCGUUAUGGCCAUCAUUUUAGUGUACGAAAUUAGUACUAUCGAUACACAGAACCAUGCUGAGAAACAUCCAAAUGGUUUCCGUGAAUCCAGCACCGGUGAAAAAAUAGUGGAUGCUUUCAGUGAAGGGAUCCGGUUAGCCACAAGGGAUAUAGACCAAAGCAACAGCAGCGCCAAGUCGGUCGCACAACGAGCAACAAGUUUAAAUAAACAUGAUGCCAAGAAUAGUUACAGUGGUAAUGAGUCAGCUCUCUUCUCACGGCGGCAUCGGCGAUCGAUCGGUGGCGGCAGUGGACAAACUGGAUCUCAAAGCUUAUGCAACAAACAGGGUUGCAGCUGCUCGGAUCAGCCUAUUCUCACCAUCGAUUGCGAUAUGUAUGACGAAAAGGUAACAUUGGCUGGCCAUCACUACAUUCCCAGAGAGGCGAAAAGUCUUAACAUACGGCUGAUGAACCGAUACGCGAGGUUGACGAUCGAUACUAAACAGUUCGCCAACAGUCUGCUGAAUCACGUGCUGAUAAAAGGAAACACUGUCGGGGACGGUGGCAGGGUGCAUGUGGAGUUCCUUCAUGAUGCGUUCUGUCUGAAUAAUGGCACCUAUCCGGAACUGGAAGUCUACAACAGUCACACUGUGGUAUUCCACAGGCGAACAUUCUGCCAGGAAUUCAAGCUCAAUGUGACUAGCGCUAGCGAGGUGAUUAUCAUGCCGGAGGCGUUCUCGGUUCCAGAGAGCGAAAUUUUGCUGAACAAUGUCGUAGAUAUUAGAAUUCAGGAAAAUGUGUUCAAGGGAUCGAACUCAACGAUGCUCGACAUCAUUGACAGCGGCAUCAAAAAGUUGGACGAACUGGGCGCGUCAUUUCGGCAGAUCCGAUUCAUCGACAGCGCCAUUGAAGAGAUCUCAACGAAAGCAUUUCAUGUUAAUAGUAUAGACUCAUUAAUAUUCGAGAGCUGCAAAAUAGGUGUGCUCAAAUCGCAGGCAAUCACAGAGAAGCUUUUAUGUAAAUCAUUUACCAUGACAAAUUGUAAGAUAGAGAAAAUUGAAAAGAAUUUUAUAGCCGGAAGCGGGCUGACGAACUUCAACAUGCGAAAUAACGUAAUUACAGACAUUUCUUCCGAUGCCAUACAGUUCACAGGGAUCUCGAGUGAAAUUACGAAUAAUAAAAUCAUCAAAACUGGAACGAAUUGGUUCUUCCAAAAUUCAGGUUGGAUAAAUAUGACCAUUGCAAACAACUCGUUCGGCGAAUUCAAUUACUUCACCCUCGAACAACCCUCGUCGCCAAAGGUGUGCAAAUUUUACGCGAACUCGAUCACUCAACCAGCAAUACGGAGCUUCAGUUUCUUUCAGCAUCACAAAUGUACUUUGAGUGAAACGUCCUUCAACAAGCAGUGUACAUGCGACGAUCGGUGGUUAAAGGAACUAUACUUCCGAGACUACGAUCAGCUGCUGAAGGAAAGCUACUGUCAGAUUGAUGAAACGUUGAAAUUCUGCUUCAAUGCUACCACGUUUAAUGUUAAGAAGUACAUGCAACAAGUCUGUGAUGAAUCAACUCGAACGAUAGAUUGUUCUCGCAGUCAGAAGGAGAAAAAAGUAGAACCAAAUUUUGUUAGUCCUAGCGAAAUUGACUCUGUUAAAUAUAACGACUAUUAUCAGUACGUGUUUGUUGGAGUGGGCGUUAUCGUUUCACUGGUGAUUAUGAUCUUGUGCAUUGUGUUCUGUAAACUAUGCUACCAACGGCGAUCAAGCAAUGCGGGAGAUGCAGUUUCUAAUGCGUCAUUCACAAUGACUCAUAAACCAUCGAAAGCAUUCACGAAGGAUGAUAAAUCGAUUAUCAAUCAGACGUUACAAAAAAUUAAGGACAAGCAUCCGCCCGAAAUGUACGAUGAUAUAUUUGCUCACACCAAAAAGCUUCUUGAUGGGAACUUUACCGAAACAGAGAAGGUGCUCACAAUCGGGGAAAUCGUUCGGAAAUUAAAUGAUUGUGAAAAUAGUGGAGAUGAUUUUGUUGCUUUCACUGAUAUCCUCUAUCGUCAUUUGGCCCCUAGUACAAGUGUGACACCACAUGACACGAUAUACGCAGAGCCCUCUGCUCCUACGGAUGGAACCACAGUAAUCGAAGCUGCGGCAGCUCCUGAUCACAUUUACGCCGAAUUGACGAGCGCAGCGCAGCCACUGCUUAUCAACGAAUACUCUGCUCCAAUGGACUUGAGUGACUCACACUACUCGGAACCGGUGCAGAUAAUGCAAAAAGAUAAUUCUCGUACGCUUAUUACCCCCUACGCCAUAGGGAACAAUAUCGGAGUGACCGUCCAUCAACAGCCCAGCACGUCUCGGAAUUUACCUGACAUUUUGAACUCAAACAGCAGCACAAGCACGAGCAGUAGCAGUAACAAUAGUGCAGCAGCCAAUGCCAUAACUGUCCAGGAACCGCUGAGGUAUAUGGACCGAUCUCCGAACAGCAGUCGGGAGAUUCCUGAAUAUACGCUGCCAACUAAAAAGAUACCGCCGAAAACCGCUUUCCACCGGGAGCCAACGGCGGAUUCCGACAGUUCCACGUCCAACUCGGAUCACUCGGAGCACUCAGGUGGCAGUGAUAUUACUGUUAAAAUAGACGAUAUCGUGGAGUAUGCUGACGCGUGAACAUUUUUUUCUAGUAUAGGAAUAACGGUAGAAACGUCCAAUAAAUUUUCUAUUUUGUCUUGAAGAAAUGAACAUCUUUCAGAACGUGAUAUUAAGCUAAUACAGAAAUAUUGUUAUUGCAAUCGUGUUGAUCGAAAUCGAACGAAAAAAAUCUAAUUUAAGUUUGUGUAAAUUAUACAUUGAAUAGACCACGGUGUAAGUAAUGAAGAAAAGAACCUACUAAUAAAAGACUUUUUAAUACAA
Messenger RNA from Toxorhynchites rutilus septentrionalis, 3661 nucleotides. RefSeq lists its product as uncharacterized. Lineage: Eukaryota; Metazoa; Arthropoda; Insecta; Diptera; Culicidae. The coding region runs from base 746 to 3418 and encodes 890 amino acids. The transcript is spliced from 8 exons. The record is from RefSeq and is a predicted model, not a curated record.